Dendrobium catenatum is the source of this 892-nucleotide messenger RNA. RefSeq lists its product as uncharacterized. The record is from RefSeq and is a predicted model, not a curated record. The transcript has a single exon. NCBI's taxonomy places the organism in Eukaryota, Viridiplantae, Streptophyta, Magnoliopsida, Asparagales, Orchidaceae. Bases 172 to 657 code for a protein of 161 amino acids.
CCACACACCUUUUUCCAGCCAUUAUGAAGGUGAUAGCAUCCAAUUGUAAAUGUCCAUCUCAUCACCUUCCUUCCAUUUCUUCAAUUUACCUCAACCAGAAAAUCAUUGGAUUCAUCUCCUCUAAUAUCUCCUUCAUCCUUCUUCUCAUAGCCUCCAAAAUCCAAUUUUUCCAUGGAUUUCUCAAGAACAGACCAAACUCUCCUAUGUUUUCUCUUUAUCUCCUCCCCCCUUCUCUUCGCUUUUGCAGAUAAUCACCAAUCCUACAACUCCCUCACCGCUUAUGAAAUGCUCGAAAAGUUUGAUUUUCCCAAAGGGAUUCUGCCUGAGGGAGUUCAGAGCUACUUGUUGAGGAGUGAUGGGAGCUUUGACGUUUUUCUCGGUGAUUACUGCGAGCUCAAGGCGAGUGGGAGUUACCUGUUGAGGUACAGGAGAAAGAUCUCCGGCAAGGUGGAGCCAAGGAGUUUGAAGAAACUGGAUGGGGUUAGUGUGAAAAUCUUCUUCUUGUGGUUUGGGAUCAGUGAAGUGAUAAGGAGCGGAGAUGAGCUCAGAUUCUUUGUAGGGCCUUUCUCUUCAUCUUUCUCUAUCUCAAAUUUUGAAUUUUGUCCCCAGUGCAGAGAUAAGUUUAGUUCUCUCGAUCAAUUGGUUCAGAAUUCUUAGGGAUGGAUGCUGGUGAGCUCUGUAUCUCUUUCUUUUACAGAUAUUUUAUCUUGAAUGUAUGUUUGUUCAGUUUAGCCUUUCUCUGGGACAGUUCCGCCAUUAUUUUUUUUUAGCUGUUUUCAAGAAAUUUUUAUAUUAAAAAGCAGGAAGAAAAUUGUCUUAAACGAAGUCUAAGUGAAUGGAUGUCUAAGAGAAUGGAUUAUCAAAUAAUGAAGUUUUAAGUUCCAUCUUCCUA